AUGUCACUAACUUCACGGAUAUCCAAACACACCUCAAAUGGUGUCUUAAUGAACUUUAAAAAAGCAAUUGCAAGUCAACUGUCGCAACUCACUGGAGAACCAGAAACCAAAGCAUUAGAAUAUAUAGAACUACCACCAAAAAAGGAAUUUGGACAAUUCGCCGUAAUAGUUCCAAAACUGCUGGCUAAUUCACGCAGAGGUCAACGAAAAAAAAGAAAAAUAACUAAAGAGAAGAGUGCAUCACUAGAACAACACCAACCACCAUACGAACCAAAGAAUCCUACUGAAUAUACAAAGGAAUUGGCAGAGAAGUUUCAACCUGAUACAUUUAUCGCUGAUUGUACACCACUCGGAACAUAUCUGAAUUUCAAUAUACAACGUAUCGAGCUUAUACGUCAAGUACUUGAUCAGGUCAUACGUGAACAAACAUCUUAUGGCACUUUCCCGAAAUAUGGUGAAGGCAGAACAGUACUGAUUGAUUUCAGUUCGCCCAAUAUCGCGAAGCCAUUCCACGCAGGACAUUUGAAAAGUACAAUUCUCGGGAGCUUUUUGAAAAGAAUUCACGAAGCAUUGGGAUACAAGACAAUAUGUGUCAAUUACUUGGGCGAUUGGGGUAAACAGUAUGGUCUGCUGGCUGUUGGAUUUAACAAGUUUGGAUCGCGUGAACAGCUGUUGCAAAAUCCUGUGUAUCAUCUAUAUGAUGUAUAUGUUCGAAUUUGUAAGGAAGCAGGCGAAGACAAUAGCAUCAACGAAGAAGCAAAUCAAUGCUUCAAAAAAAUGGAGGAUGGGGAUGAAUCUGUCCUGACACUAUGGCGAGAAUUUCGCGAGUUAAGCAUAACUGAAUAUCAGUCUUUAUAUAAAAGACUAAAUAUUAGUUUUGAUAUAUAUUCCGGUGAAUCAGAAACUCAUAAAGACAUUCCAAAAGUGAUUGAUCUGCUACGCGCCAAAGGACUAUUGCAACAAAAAGAUGGUUCUCUAUACGUUGAUUUAGAGAAAUAUAAUUUGGGUUCACCGGUGGUAAAACGCCACGACGAAACAUCCUUAUAUAUAACGCGGGAUAUAGCAGCUGCAAUAGACCGCAAACAAAAGUAUAAUUUCGAUAAGAUGCUCUACGUGGUUGGGGUGUCACAACAAGUACAUUUCCAGCGAUUAUUUAAAAUACUGGAAAUAUUAAAUUCUACAGAAUACGACGAUAUUAAUAAACAACAAGAGAACUGGGCAAAUCAGCUGCAACAUAUUCACUUUGGAAUAAUUAAUGGGAUGUCAACUCGCAAAGGCACUGCGGUAUUUCUCAAAGACUUGUUGGAUAAUUCACAGCAACAUAUGCUGGAAAUAAUCAAGGAAAAUGAAAAGAAAUAUCAAGAAAUUAAAGAGGGAGCGAAUCGGAUGUCUUUAUCGUCAUCAUCAUCACCAGCUACUCCUUCUUCAAUAGAUCAGCAGCAGCAAGAAGAUUUAGAUGUUUUGUUCCCGAGUGGUGAAGCGGCUGCAGUAAAGAUUGCGGAUAUUGUAGGAAUUUCAGCAGUAGUGAUAGAAGAUUUUUCACGAGAUAGGCAGUUGGAUUAUGAUUUUUCGUGGAAGCGAAUGAUGGAUAGUCAUGGAAAUACGGGUGUAUUUCUUCAAUAUGCACAUGCUCGAUUAAAUGGGCAAGUCAUCGAAGAAAAAGCCGAUGUCAAAUUGAAUUUUUCUGCGGAUCCCAAGUUUCUCAAGGAUCCAGAAGCUUUCGAACUAGCAUUCCAGAUAGCACAGUAUCCGGACACUGUCUUAAAAUCAUUUGACGAAUCCCAACCACGCAUAUUAACUCACUAUCUAUUUACUCUUGCGCACACUAUUUCUCAAGCUGUCCGCAUUCUAAGAGUUAAAGGAAUGAAUCAAGAUCUCGCGGAAUCUCGGUUGUUGCUUUUUUGGACAGCGAAAUUGACAAUGGGUAAUGGAUUAAGAUUAUUGGGAUUGAAGCCAUUAGAGAAAAUGUAA
Molecule: messenger RNA, 1971 nt
Organism: Ambispora gerdemannii
Lineage: Eukaryota; Fungi; Glomeromycota; Glomeromycetes; Archaeosporales; Ambisporaceae
Source: the annotation of a GenBank genome assembly